UGGUCAGUAGUGCGCAUGCGCGGGGAUGUUGCGCAUGCGCAGUGCGGCUCGGGCAGGAGGGACGCGGAUCGGGCUGUGACUGAAUUAGUUGGAGUUCGCUAACAGGAAGGAAAAAAAGGAGGAGAGAGGCGCUGUUAGACAAACCGAGCUCUGAGUUUAAGAUCCUGACCUGCACUGGACCGUCGUCUGUCUCGCUGUACCUGAAGGUGCUUCAUCAUGGCUCUAUCGUUUAAGAAAGAUCUGGAAAAGUACAAGGAGAUCGACGAGGAUGAGAUCCUCAACAAGCUCUCCGAGGAGGAGCUGAAGCAGCUGGAGAGCGCUCUGGAGGAGAUGGACCCCGAGAAUGCUUUGCUGCCAGCCGGCCUGAGACAGAAGGACCAGACGUCGAAGGCAGCGACGGGGCCGUUCGACCGAGAGAAGCUGCUGCACUACCUGGAGAAACAGGCGCUGGAGUGUAAAGACCGAGACGACUACGUGCCCUUCACUGGCGAGAAGAAAGGAAAGGUGUGGGUGCCUAAACAGAAGCCACUGGAGGCCACUAAGGAGGACGUGACGACCCUUGACCCGGAACUGGAAGAGGCUUUAUCCGGUGUUACUGACACCGAGCUGUCUGACCUCGCAGCUAUCCUCGGAGUCCACACCCUUGUGACGAGCACACAGAGCUACGACGGGACGUCUGGCACAGACGGCUACAACAAUGUAAUUAAAGGAGAAAAAGUGAAGCCUGUUUUUGAUGAGCCGCCAAACCCGACUAACGUGGAGGAAACUCUGCAGAGGAUAAAGAACAACGACCCCACGCUCACCGAGGUCAACCUCAACAACAUCAAGAACGUUCCCAUCCCCACGCUGAGAGACUUCGCCAAAGCCAUGGAGAAGAACACACACGUGAAGAAGUUCAGUCUCGCGGCUACACGCAGCAACGACCCCAUCGCCGUGGCGUUUGCAGAUAUGCUGAGAGAGAAUAAGACGCUGAGGAGUUUGAACCUGGAGUCGAAUUUCAUCACCGGUUCUGGAGUUCAAGCGCUCGUGGAAGCUCUGAGAGACAACGACACACUCUCUGAGAUCAAGAUCGAUAACCAGAGGCAGCAGCUGGGCACUACAGUGGAGAUGGAAAUCGCUAAAAUGCUGGAAGCGAACACCAGUAUAGUGAAAUUCGGAUAUCACUUCACUCAGCAGGGACCUCGAGCUCGAGCAGCAGCCGCCAUCACCAAAAACAACGACCUGGACGAGUUGUUCUCUAGUCAUCCCUCUCUCCUCUCAUUUAAAGCUGGAAUUCCUGUGAAAGUGGCCUGAACUACCGUGUGCGAGUGUGUGUGCGCGCGCGAGUGUGUGUGUGUGUGUGUGCGCGCGAGUGUGUGAAAUGGUGAUAAGGUCACACCCAUCUACAAGGUCGUUAGUCAUUCUUUCUCUGCAUUGUGUGUGAGAAUGUAACACCUUUGACCUUUGACCUUUUGGGCAUGCACAUAACAGAUGUAACUGUACAGAAAUCACAUUAGUGCAGUUACAGGAAAAUAAUCAACACCUUCCGACCAAUCAGAAUCCAGAAUCCAGAAUGGUGUAUAAACUUAAUAAGUGAGAGUUUUAGCAUUUCGAGGUUAAGGCUAAUGGUAGUGUGUGUGUGUGUGUGUGUGUGUGUGUGUGUGUGUGUUUACUUGCACGUGAACUGUGUGUGUCACAGUGUGAAGUGUUUCUGACUCACUUGCAUGCUGCUGUGUGUGUGUGUGUGUGUGUGUGUGUGUGUGUGUGUGUGUGUGUGUGUGAGUGAGACAUACUCACUGUAUUCGUCACCAUGGUAACAUCAUCACACUGAUUUCACGGUUUGAGUUGAGUACCAGUGCGAGUUGCGUUUCCACCGGAGACUAUAUUUAGUUCCAGGAACUUUUUAGCGAUGUGUUUCUGUGAACGUUGCGUAACUGUGGUCUGUUUUUAUCCGCUAUUUUGUUUAUUCUUUGCUGAUUAAACAGUCAGAUUGAAUUAGUGUAUUGAAGUGUACAGUUCGGUUUUCUCCACUCCUAGUUCAGAGUUCAGGGCGAGAUGCUCACAUUGAGAUGUUCAGGGCGAGAUGCUCACAUUGAGAUGUUCAGGGUGAGAUGUUCAGGGAGAGAUGCUCACAUUGAGAUGUUCAGGGUGAGAUGUUCAGGGCGAGAUGCUCACAUUGAGAUGUUCACAUUGAGAUGUUCACGGAGAGAUGUUCACAUUGAGAUGUUCAGGGAGAGAUGCUCACAUUGAGAUGUUCAGGGCAAGAUGUUCACAUUGAGAUGUUCACAUUGAGAUGUUCACAUUGAGAUGUUCACAUUGAGAUGUUCACGGAGAGAUGUUCACAUUGAGAUGUUCAGGGAGAGAUGUUCAGGGAGAGAUGUUCAGGGAGAGAUGUUCACACUGAGAUGUUCACACUGAGAUGUUCAGGGAGAGAUGUUCACACUGAGAUGUUCACAUUGAGAUGUUCACACUGAGAUGUUCGGGGUGAGAUGUUCACAUUGAGAUGUUGAGGGCGAGAUGUUGAGGGCGAGAUGUUCACGGCGAGAUGUUCACACUGAGAUGUUCGGGGUGAGAUGUUCACAUUGAGAUGUUGAGGGCGAGAUGUUCGGGGCGAGAUGUUCACACUGAGAUGUUCGGGGCGAGAUGUUCACACUGAGAUGUUCGGGGCGAGAUGUUCACACUGAGAUGUUCGGGGCGAGAUGUUCACACUGAGAUGUUCACACUGAGAUGUUCGGGGUGAGAUGUUCACAUUGAGAUGUUGAGGGCGAGAUGUUGAGGGCGAGAUGUUCGGGGCGAGAUGUUCACACUGAGAUGUUCGGGGCGAGAUGUUCACACUGAGAUGUUCGGGGUGAGAUGUUCACAUUGAGAUGUUCACACUGAGAUGUUCGGGGCGAGAUGUUCACACUGAGAUGUUCACACUGAGAUGUUCGGGGUGAGAUGUUCACAUUGAGAUGUUCACACUGAGAUGUUCGGGGCGAGAUGUUCGGGGCGAGAUGUUCGGGGCGAGAUGUUCGGGGCGAGAUGUUGAGGGCGAGAUGUUCACACUGAGAUGUUGAGGGCGAGAUGUUGAGGGCGAGAUGUUGAGGGCGAGAUGUUGAGGGCGAGAUGUUCGGGGUGAGAUGUUCACACUGAGAUGUUCGGGGCGAGAUGUUGAGGGUGAGAUGUUCGGGGCGAGAUGCUAGAUGACGGAAGAUGAAUACAGUGCAAGUUUAGAUCGAAUUCCUUUUUUGCGUUCGUCAAAAUAAACAGCAUUUUCAGAAUUCUCCAUAAAUGCUUUUAAAAUUCGGUAAAUUACAGGAAACUCGUCAUUCUAGAACUGAUUAUAAUCCAAUAAAUGAAUUCAGAACAUUUUCAGCACUUUUUAAUAUUUUAUGGUAAGUGAUGAUUCAGAAAUGACACCUAGUGGAGUUUCUAUGGCUCUAAAAAAAAAAAAAAAAACACGUAAAUGUUAGCAUGAUAAAUUGAUAUUAGCGUCGUUAGUGUCUUUGUUUUCAUAAAGUGUUCCGGUGGAAACGCAGAACAGGAAGUUGUUCAGGAAGUUGUUCUUCAGAGCUGCUCUCACACUAGACAAGUGCUCCUCAAAUGCAAAUCCAAACAUCUGGGGGGGAAAAAAGGUUAGCUUUAUUUUUUAAAAAGAUAACGCUCAAGUGCAUUUUUUUAAUCAUCCGUCCAAUCAGGUCGCAGCUGAGGAUGUAGGCGGAGCCAGUAGGAGGAGGUUCAUGAGGAGAUAUUUGUAUUUAAACACAUUAGUACAGAAUCAGUGAGAUCUCUGUAGUUAGAGAAACUCGCUAAUUUCUGUUCAGUCGUACGCUGGACGCUCUAACGCCAUGUUCCUGGCCCUCAGCGCGGGACUAGUGUGAAAGCAGCCGAAACUUCUGCAGCUCUUUCCAGAACCUUCCAGUGAAGUUAACGCGGUGCGACGGAGGCGUGUAGAGAGAGAUGUGUAGUGUAUCCCCCCAGUCUCUCUCUCUCUCUCUCUCUCUCUCUCUCUCCCUCCAUCUCUGCAGAGUCGUGUACCGGUCUCUGUGUAUUGUGUUGCGUUGUGUUCAGCGUUGAUCCUGAACGAGGGCCAGAACUGGAACUUCCCCCUCCCUCCGUUCAGCUCUGCUCAUCACAUCGUCAGCGUUGCUGUUCUUCUCUUCUUUUAUUUCUUUUAUUUCUUUCUUUUUCAUUAUUAUUAUAAAAUCAGCUUUUUUGUAUUUUGUUUGUAAACACAAGAAUCAGUGAUGAGUUGUUAGAAUCUGAUCCGAUGUCUGAUACUGAUCCCAUAUGCACAUCCUCGCAGUACCCGAGCCAGGCUCGUGUGUGUGUGUGUGUGUGUGUGUGUGUGUGUAAAAGACCAUGUGUUCACACAAACACUCUAAGUGAGAGUUUAUGCAAAUGAGCUCUGAUCUCAUGCAAAUAAUUGGCUCCUGGAAAUUUGCAUGAAGUCCAUAUAUGGAAGAAAACCCUAAACCCAGAGCUUUAUUUCUUCCAGAGAUCAAAUUACAUACAGGAAAAAGAGCAGCUGGAUAGGCCACGCCCACAGGUGACAACACAGGGUUAUAUCACAGGUGUGUGUGUGUGUGUCACACACAUAAAUAUACACUCAAGGUUCAAAUCAGAGUCAUAUGUUCAGCCUGAUCUGAAACUGAUAGAACCUCUGAUUUAUGAGACUCUCUCUCUCUCUCUCUGUCUCUCUCUCUCACUCACUCACUCACUCUCUCUCUCUCUGUCUCUCUCUGUCUCUCUCUCUCUGUCUCUCACACACUCACUCACUCUCUCUCUGUCUCUCUCUCUGUCUCUCUCUCUCUGUCUCUCACACACUCACUCACUCUCUCUCUGUCUCUCUCUCUCUCUCUGUCUCUCACACACUCACUCACUCACUCACUCUCUCUGUCUCUCUCUCUCUCUGUCUCUCACACACACACUCACUCACUCACUCUCUCUCUGUCUCUCUCUCUCUGUCUCUCACACACUCACUCACUCUCUCUCUGUCUCUCUUUCUCUCUCUGUCUCUCACACACUCACUCACUCACUCACUCUCUCUGUCUCUCUCUCUCUCUGUCUCUCACACACACUCACUCACUCACUCUCUCUGUCUCUCUCUCUCUCUGUCUCUCACACACACACUCACUCACUCACUCUCUCUCUGUCUCUCUCUCUCUGUCUCUCACACACUCACUCACUCUCUCUCUGUCUCUCUCUCUCUCUCACUCUCUCUCUCUCUGUGUCUCUGUGUCUCUCUCAGUAUCAGAUCAAUGCAUCCAUAAUCAAGCUAAAAAGGAAGUCCCUCUGCCUUUGGUCCAGAUGCUUUAUCCGUGUGUGUGUGUGUGUGUGUGUGUGUGUGUGUGUGUGUGUGUGUGUGUGUGUGUGUGUGUGUGUGUGUGUGUGUGUGAGUUCUUAUCAGGGGGUUGGUCCUCUGGGAACUGAUUGCUUAACAUCCGGUAGGCAGAGACACACCCAUGAUGAAAGUGCAUUCAGCUGUGUGUGUGUGUGUGAUCAUGUUUGUCCAGCUGUUUUGAAGCUUAUACGUUUGUCUGCAUGAGCCGUAAUACAAACCGAAGCAUGUCUUUGUCUCUCACACACACACACACACACACACACACACACACACACACACACACACACACACACUAAAGACUGUAACUCAUGAAUAUUCAUGUUUAUAACCUGUAUGUAUAUGUAACUAAUCACUGCAGCAUGUCAUGUAUAGAUCAAGAUGUAAUUAUAAUUAUAAAUGCAGUUAUAUAGUAUAUCGUGUGUGUGUGUGUGUGUGUGUGUGUGUGUGUGUUAUAUAAUAUAAUAUACAUUACCCUGUAUAUAUGAUAUAUUGUAUUAGUGUUUUAAGUGAGCCUCAUCUUUAAACAUGCUGUGCUUCAUUUUGGCAAGGCUUAGUGUGUUUUAACACACACACACACACACACACACACACACACACACACUCACUCUAACAUCUUUUCACACUGUCAUUUUGUGAGCACUUCCUCUUUCGUGGGUGUCAAUUUAAAAAUGAGCAGUUACCAUGACAACAUGCAAAGGGAUUACACUUAACAUAACAGCACUAAACUACAUCUCUCUCUCUCUCACACACACACACACACACACACACACUGUUCAUUACGAUUGAGUUGCUCUGGUUUAAUGGACCAUUACCCGCUCACCUGAAGCAGCUAAACUGAGUUAGAGGUGCACUUCUUGGAGAGAGAGGGAAAGGAUGCGUAGGGAUGGAAAAUCCGGAAAACUCUGGAAACACGGAAAAUCUGGGAAAAUUGGACACAAGUGUGUAUGUGAGAUUUACUGUGCAAGUUUAAAUGGACUUGAAUAUCGGCAUGUUGUAUAUUCAAACAGCAGAUGCAUGUUAAUGCUAGGACCAAUUUAUUUUUUAUUUUUAUUUUUCUUAUUGUCUCUUUUUUUUCUACUCGUCAGGAAAUUGAUCACGGAGCCGUGUGUAUCAGUGUGUCUGUCUUGCGUUUUCUUUUUUUAUUUACUUGUGAACAAUUUAAUUCUGGAUCUCUGUCGUGUGUGUGUGUGUGUGUGUGUGUGUGUGUGUGCGCGUGUGUGUGUGGGACAUGUUUUCUCAGCCUGUGAAAACUGUAUCCUUUUGUGUUUAUUAUAAAUAUCCAUCUCAUUAAGGCUGUUUGUCUGAGAGACUGAUGAGCAGCUGUAAUACUGUACUGUUGUAACGACACAACGCUGUGCCACUGUAUACUCUCUUCAAUAAAUAUGUUUUUACACUAUAUCAUAAA
Messenger RNA from Pangasianodon hypophthalmus (striped catfish), 6707 nucleotides. It is a transcript of the gene tmod2, whose product is annotated as tropomodulin 2. Lineage: Eukaryota; Metazoa; Chordata; Actinopteri; Siluriformes; Pangasiidae. Gene Ontology annotation, biological process: myofibril assembly; muscle contraction; pointed-end actin filament capping. Gene Ontology annotation, cellular component: myofibril; striated muscle thin filament. Gene Ontology annotation, molecular function: tropomyosin binding. The coding region runs from base 217 to 1293 and encodes 358 amino acids. The record is from RefSeq and is a predicted model, not a curated record. The transcript has 11 exons.